Cryptococcus wingfieldii CBS 7118 is the source of this 1887-nucleotide messenger RNA. Its product is annotated as serine/threonine-protein phosphatase 2B catalytic subunit A1. The transcript is spliced from 11 exons. The record is from RefSeq and is a predicted model, not a curated record. The coding region runs from base 1 to 1887 and encodes 628 amino acids. Gene Ontology annotation, molecular function: calmodulin binding; calmodulin-dependent protein phosphatase activity. Lineage: Eukaryota; Fungi; Basidiomycota; Tremellomycetes; Tremellales; Cryptococcaceae. Gene Ontology annotation, biological process: calcineurin-mediated signaling; fungal-type cell wall organization. Gene Ontology annotation, cellular component: cytoplasm; calcineurin complex.
AUGGCGUCCCCCGGCACCCAAACAGCGAAUGCCAUCGCUGCCAUCACUAAUCGUUCCAACCUUGUCAUCCCAGAGAUAGACUUUACCCAGCACCAGCUCGAAAAUGGAGAGAUUGUCAGCACCGAGCAACGGGUCGUCAAAGACGUCCAAGCACCAGCCAUGUAUGUCCCCACCGACGACCAAUUCUUCUCCAAAACCGACAAGAGCAAACCCGAUAUCGCUUUCCUCAAGAACCACUUUUACCGAGAAGGAAGACUGACAGAAGAACAAGCACUCUACAUUCUCGAAAAGGGUGGAGAGAUCUUGCGAUCAGAACCCAAUCUACUCGAGGUCGAUGCCCCCAUCACUGUUUGUGGUGACAUUCACGGGCAAUAUUAUGACUUGAUGAAGCUGUUUGAAGUUGGAGGUAACCCAGCAGACACCCGAUAUCUGUUCUUGGGUGAUUAUUGUGUGCUCUACCUGUGGUCGCUCAAGAUGUGGUAUCCGGAUACCCUCUUCCUUCUCAGAGGCAACCACGAAUGUCGGCAUUUGACCGACUACUUUACCUUCAAGCUCGAGUGCAAACACAAGUACUCUGAGACGGUGUACAACGCCUGCAUGGAGAGCUUCUGCAACUUGCCGCUGGCGGCAGUUAUGAACAAGCAGUUCCUCUGUAUCCACGGUGGCUUGUCUCCAGAGCUCCACACUCUUGAUGAUCUGCGAUCAAUCAACAGGUUCCGCGAACCACCUACCCAAGGCCUCAUGUGUGAUAUCCUCUGGGCCGACCCGCUGGAAGACUUUGGUUCGGAAAAGACCAACGAAAACUUUUUGCACAACCACGUUAGAGGUUGUAGUUACUUUUUCACCUACAAUGCGGCAUGUCAGUUCCUAGAGAGGAACAAUUUGCUGUCUGUAAUCCGAGCCCACGAAGCUCAAGAUGCUGGUUAUCGAAUGUACCGAAAGACAAAAACAACAGGAUUCCCUUCAGUCAUGACCAUCUUUUCAGCACCAAACUACCUUGAUGUCUACUCCAACAAGGCUGCCGUGUUGAAGUAUGAGUCCAACGUCAUGAACAUCCGACAAUUCAACUGUACACCUCAUCCUUACUGGUUGCCCAACUUUAUGGACGUGUUUACUUGGAGUUUGCCGUUUGUGGGUGAAAAGAUCACGGACAUGUUGAUUGCCAUCCUCAACUGCUGCACCAAGGAGGAACUCGAGGAAGAAGAGGCCGAGCUGCCAAUCGCCGCUCCCGAGACCCAGGUCUUGGACCCCGAGUCUGCCGCCGAGCGUCGCCAGAUUAUCAAAAACAAGAUUCUCGCCGUUGGCCGAAUGUCGCGUGUGUUUUCGCUCUUGCGUGAAGAGUCUGAACGAGUCUCGGAACUCAAGAGCAUUUCCGGGUCCAGCACUCUCCCUGCCGGUAUGCUGGCGAGCGGUGCCGAGGGUAUCAAGGAGGCCAUCCAAGGCUUUGAGGAUGCGAGAAAGAGCGAUAUCGAGAAUGAAAGGCUGCCUCCCGACAUUGUCGACCCUGAUGAGGACAAUCCUGCCUCCGCUUCUCAAUCGCCCAGCAUGCCUGCCACGCCCGAAGAGCUCCCUGCCGGGUUCCGCGAUUCUCCCAUCAUCCCGCCAUCUACCCCCGUGCACAAGGUUGCGUCGCCCGGUGGCGCCGGUUCUCCGGGCACACCUGGGACCCCUACCUCUCCCCACAUGGACGUCUGGCGUCCCGGGCACGGCCGUCGUAUCAGUCUGGGCACGACCAAGACGUCGCCGUCGACGAGAAGAAGGAGUCUGGAGAACACGAUGCACCUUAUCCGGGACGUGGUCGGAGGAAAGGAUGCGGGGGGCGAUGGUCAGUUGGAGAGGGUCGCAGAGGUCAUCUCGAGCCCCAACAAGGAGAAGGGUGGAAAGUAG